Molecule: messenger RNA, 555 nt
Organism: Lichtheimia ornata
Lineage: Eukaryota; Fungi; Mucoromycota; Mucoromycetes; Mucorales; Lichtheimiaceae
Exons: 5
Coding region: 1-555 (184 amino acids)
Source: RefSeq, a predicted model, not a curated record
AUGCGAGUCCAAGAUCAAACACUUCUUUACACCGAUACCAAGGCCACGAUUGACGACAUGCUGCCCAAUGUGGGUCAAUGGGAGGUGCUGAAUCUACACCAUGAGCGCUUGCCUGCCAACAAGGGAUACGACUACCAAGGCAUGCGUGCUUCUUGUACGCUGUUGAUCCAUCUACAUGAGGAUGGCGAACUUGUGCCAAUCUUUGAACCUUUGACCACUUUUGAUGCGUAUAUGCGACCUGCCAUUGACGUUCCAUACCAAGAGCCGUUGUAUGUCACAGGUGGAUGCUGCCUUCUCAUCUCUUCCUUCGCCUGCCCUCAGCCGUUAGUUCCCUUCCUUCCGCUUUUCGUGUCCAUGGUAUUGUCGUUCAACCACCUGAGCCUGUUCAAUGAACCUUUCUCAAAGUUAGAUGCCGCUUAUCCUAUUAUUCCUCUUUUGCCCACUGUUGCUAUUACAUCACCUAUGAUCACGCCCAUCCUUGACGCCACUGCUUUUGUCUCUCCUCUUCUUCCUACUACUACCACGCAUAUGCCAUCCCGUGAAGCUUCUAUGUAG